UCCCUCGAUUUGUAUCGCGUUGGCUCAGCGUAGCUGUGGCCUCGAGGGUAUCUGUGUUGCUUUCGGAUCCCUGAGCCAGCCCAUCAAGCAGUCCAGCUCGUUUUCGGCACCGCUGAGCCGCCGAGGCGCCCCUGGGAGCUCGGAGAGGAGGGCCAGCACGAUGUCUGCCGAGACCGAGACCGGCAGCGACGGCGCCACGACACCCACGAAUGGCUCCACCACGAAGACGAGCCCCGCCGCCGCCUACCGCAAGACCAACGGCCACGACCUCGAAGGAAGUUGUAGCGCCCUAGAAGAGGCCAUGGCCGCCUGCGCCACACACAUCUCGAGCGACGCGUCGCGCACCACAUUAGCGAAGGCCCGGGACGCUUUGUCAAAACUCUUCGGGGCCCAAGCGAAGCUCACGGCGCAGAUCGACUCCAGUCAAAAACCGCCUUCCGAGAAAAAAUCAUUGUUAGAUCGCUGCGAGAAGCUCGAGCAGGCCAUCGAGCACGCCUCUCUAGAAUUGAAGGACGCCGUGCAAGGCGCUUGUGUUAAAAGGCGAGAAGCUGGUGAUGACGCGUAUGCUUCUCAACAAUAUGACGCCGCGUAUGCCGCGUACGCCGCGGCUCUGGGCUUCGCGCCGGACGACGUCGAGUCGUUACUAGGCAAAGCUAGAUCAGCGUCGCAACUCAAAGACUGGCCGGCGUGUAUUAGUGAUGCGCGGAGGGCGGCGCGCCUCGACGUCCAGGCGUCCGAAGCUCACUCUUUACUCGUCACUGCGUUACUCGAACAAGGCGACGUGCAACAGGCCGCCCAGGCCCUGGGGAACGCGCCGGACGAUGUCCUAGAGUCUAGUGAAGAGUUACAGGUACUAGGUACCGAUACGAUACCCGAAGCAGCCAAAGCAUCAGCCAACGCGUUGUUCCAACGGAAGAAGUUCCCGGAGGCGCUGGCGUUGUACACUUUAGCUGUCGAGUUGACGGACGGCCAACGACACGUCUAUCUCUCGAACCGGUCGGCCUGUCUGCAAGCGCUGUCGAGGUGGGAGCGCGCCGCGGACGAUGCCCGUAGAGUUAUUGAAUUGAAACCGGACUUCGCGAAGGGCCACCUGCAUCUCGCGCGGUCGCUCGUGAGACUCGACCGCAAGUUAGAGGCUUGUGAAGUGCUCGAGGAGGGCAUCGAGGACGGUCCGAUCGCGGCGUCCCGGGGCCUUUCCGAGAUCAUGCGCCAUCUUCAUGAAUUCGCCUCCAUCAGACGAGAUCGCGACUCGAUAUAUAUCACACGCAGGUCCCGCGGACGUGUCGGCGCUCGAAAAACUGCUGCAGGAAUUACGCACCGUAAGACCGCCGGCCGCGCCGCCGCGACAGCAGUCGCGACAGCUGAGAGACGCGGCGACGUCGGCGUAUAAGCGCGGCCUGUACAAGGAGGCACUCUCGUUAUAUACGAAGUGCCUCGCUACUGAUUGCGCCGAAGCGGAUGCGGUCCUCGCGAACCGCGCGGCCUGCUGGCUCAUGGUCGACCAAGCGGAGCGGGCGGUCGACGACUGCCGGAAGGCUUCUUCAGUGAUUGCGGAGCAGCUUCCGAAGGCUGAUGAUGAUGAAAGGAAGCGCCUCGUGUCCCAGCGGAGCAAGGUCGCCGCGCGUCUCUCGUCGUCGUUGCAACGGCUGGGGCGGAUCGACGAGGCUUUGUCAGUGAUACAGGACGACCCUUCAUUAACAGAGAAACGGAAUCAGUUGGAACAGUGCCAAAGUACACAAAAGCAAGCCACCGAAGCCUACGAGGGCGAGGAGUACUCGCGGGCGAAACGAUGCUUCGUGAAGCUUAGGGAUGAUUAUAACGUGACCGACGACGCCGACGCGAGGGUCAAGCUCGCGGCCUGCCACGUGCGAUCUCGGCGUCCCCACGCCGUCGACGCGACUCGUGGCCAUCGCACAAUGAAGUUCCGUCUCGCCUCGAAACGGCUCGAAAUCGACAAAGAGACCACCCACUUCAUCAUGAGGUGGACACGACGCGCGUCGACCGUCUCUCGCCGCCGCGCGACCGCCGAACCGCGACACGCGCAGGUCCAUUUGAAGGAGUACGCCGACGGGAGUAGAGAAGCGUUGAGUGCCUUGGCGACGAAGAAAUUACGCGGUAAAAGCUUGGUGGAAGCCCACGGCGUGCGGGCCGACGCUCUACUAGCCCAAGGUGAUCGCAGUCGAGCCGAGCAACAUCUAGCGGCUUGCUUGCAAUUGGAUCCGGACAAUUCGGACAUCAAGACGCGACUGAAGCAUUUAAGACGGUCGACGAAGGACGCGGAGCGGAUCAAGUCUGAUAUUGAGAGUCUCGUGAGGCGAGGUGAAUAUGACAAGGCCAGUCAAGCCGCGUCCGAAGGCUUAAAAGUAGAUCCAUCGGACAAGAAGCUCACGGCGGCCAUGCAUGUCAGGAGGGCGAAGUGCCACCAGCUCCUCGCCUUGAAGGUGCUGAGGAGUAACGGCGAUAGAGACCAGCGCCAAGACAAAGCGUUGCCGCACUGGCGGCGCGUCCACGCCGACUCGUCGGCAGCGUUGUAUCACGCUCCAUCCCCUCUAAAGACGGCGUAUUUGUUGGGAAGUGAAGCGUUGCAGGGCAUGCAUCGCUAUGGCGACGCGGUCGAUUUGCUCGAGACGGCGCUAAACACGUUACCCGACGGUAAGUCGGAUAGGGAUCUCGUUCAAAAGUUCAAGACCGCCCAACGACUCCUGAAAAAAGCGCAAAGACCUGAUUUAUAUAAGUUGAUUGGCCCGGACCUCGACGAGCACUCGGACGAAAGCGCGAUAAAAAAGGCCUACAAAAAAGCGGCCAUGCGGUGGCACCCCGACCGCUUCUCCUGCAAGGGCGAGAAGCAGCAGAAGGAGGCGGAAGAGCAGUUCCAGAAGAUCAAUGACGCGUACGAGUUUUUGACGGACGCUCAACGAAAAAGGUUGUGGGACCAGGGGUAUGAUCGGGAGGAGAUCGAGCAGCAACUGGAGAUGCAGAAGCAGCAGCAGCAGUACCGCGGCGGCGGCUUUCCUUUUGGCGGGUUUCGGCGGGGCUGAGGCUAGGGGUCUGCUGUGCGGUUCACUGUUGCCUGAUGACCGUCCUUCCACGGACGCGACCGCGACGGUAUUUCGUUCGAUUCGUCGUCGACCGCGAUCUAACGUUUUAAAGAUAUAAUUAGC
This is a messenger RNA of Pelagomonas calceolata, 3161 nucleotides long. Lineage: Eukaryota; Pelagophyceae; Pelagomonadales; Pelagomonadaceae. The record is from the annotation of a GenBank genome assembly.